This is a messenger RNA of Symbiodinium sp. CCMP2592, 3378 nucleotides long. NCBI's taxonomy places the organism in Eukaryota, Dinophyceae, Suessiales, Symbiodiniaceae. The record is from the annotation of a GenBank genome assembly.
AUGGCUCAGAGUCGUUCGUGGUCUUCCGCAACCUUCGAAAGAGGGGUUGCCCUUGCUGGCAAUCAGUGCCUCGACGUCAAAAGUGUUGGUGGAAUGUCGCCGGACGAUCAGCUCCUGGCGAUGCAGGAGGAACUUCGGGAGCUUGAGGCGGCACAAGAGUUAGCUCUCAAGGAGAAGUGCACACCGACGGCUCCCACACCGGGUUCCGGCCGUGGCAAUGCGAAACGGGCUGACGGGCAGGGGAACAACGCCGACGUUGCCUCUCCAGGCCAAUGGGACACCUCUGCGCCGAAGCCACCUGUCUCUUGGCUUCCCCAACCUGAGAAUACUCUUCCUGAGACGCAGGCGGACUCCCCCCCGCCUGCGCCAAUCCUUCCAGACCCAACCGCUCUAGCCGUAGCCAGCGGCCCUGCAGAUUCUGCAAUGGUUGCAGACUCCGCAAUGCCCACCGCAGCCGCAACCGAUGCAAGCACAGGGCUUCAAGACUCCGCAAUGCCCACCACAGCCGCAACCGAUGCAAACAAAGGCCUUCCAGACUCCGCAAUGCCUGCCACAGCCGAUGGAAACCAAUGCCUUCCACCUCCCGUUUCAGGCACAGAUCAGGCCAACAAGAAGGGCAAAGGCAACGGGUCCAGUGGCAAAGGAAAAGGUCAGGCCCCCGACACCAAGACCGCAGAUCCGCCAUCCAGCAAUCCCCCAGCUCACGCACCCAGCCAGCCAUUGGUCGACUACAAGAACGGCCCACCUCCUCCCGAUGACGUCCUCGACAAGCCGACAGAAGGAGCAAUCUACAAACGCCUCGACCGCCUCACCAAGCCGAGAGCUGAUGGCUCGUACCUCCUGCCGGAGGAAGUUGUCCUAAACUUCCGAAACAAGGCCAGUCGGGCCGGAGUCAUCCAGGCUUUUGAAAAGGAUGCCUUCGUUAUCAAAUGCCGCAAAGUGCUGGAGAUUUCCAACGAGGUCGAAAUCGAUGAGCAAUGGGAGUUCAUGACUGAGGACGAGAUGAGAGAUGAAAGCUGGGAGAGGAUCGCCGGUGUGAAGGCCCACUGCGACGCCAACAAAGGCUUCAAAAGGACCGGUUUGUAUGACAACAAGACCAUGUACUGGGCUUGCAAAAAGGUCACGGGCCACAAGAAGAGUACCAAGCGCUCCUUGAUCCAGAAGAUGCAGGAGUACGAUGAGGAGGGUGAGCUCAAGGAUGAGGACCUUGAGAUGGAUUGGGAUAAGAUUGACAAGCAAGGCAAAGAUUCCAGUGCCCCGCCGACGCCGGCUCAACCAGGGCUGGAAGGGGUCGACAAGAAGUCGCUGGCUUGCUUCCCGGAUAUCGAGAAAGUCACGACCCCGAGCUCGAUGAUCCCCAAGGCAGGACUUGCUAUCGAGAAACGAUUGUCUAAAUUGGGGAUGGGCAAGACCGAUCUCACGAACGACUGCGAGAAGACGGAUCAGGUGAACAAGAUGACGGAUCGGAUCACGAAGAUGGUCCAGGAUCUGACCGAGCAGGACAAGGAGUUGACGCAGUUGUACGAGGAUGGGAUGGUUGAUGGCUACACCAAAGAUCCAAGCGAAGAUUUUUCAGGGGCUACUCAGGGCCCGCAACCUGCCAAGGGCUUGGCUUUGAUAAAGCUGCCGGUUGCACUGUUCGCUUUUCGGUGCGAAUCAGGGACUGUGGUUUCCAACAACAGGAAGAAGAUUCAGGAGGUUCCAGCACAGGAGCCUCUGAGUACGCCCAAUAAGCGAGGUGAGACGACGAGGGCGCCGAUGCUGGAGCAUUGGGCAGAAGACUAUGGUGACGGGGCACCAGCCUCGAGCAUUGCCGGCAACAUCCGAGCUGCCAAGGAGGAGGGCUGUGAAAGCCUGGGCGUUACCAGCGCAGGCAAAAUGCUGGAGUCCAAUGAUGGGAACAGCAUGCUAGAAAUUCCCUGGAUCAAGCCCUCCACCUGGAUAUCUUAUUGGCUAGACAAUUCUUACAAGAACUAUCCCGAUCUACUGCACGAGCUGUUCCGAUUGGUCAGUGAAGACCUGAAUGAACUGUGCAUCACUGGAGCAGCUGUCGCUCAGAAAGGGCACUUCUACACAGGGUUUCUUGGCCUCAAAGGAGAUAUGAAGUUUCAUCACCAAAUCGGCUUUCUGAAGCGCAGCUACUACAACUUGGGAAGGAAGCGAAACCUACCGAUGUGUCACCUUUGCAAUGCGGGGAUUGCAGAAGCCCCGUUUGAGGACCUGGAUGACCAACCACAGUGGGAGGCUUCGCUUUUCAUGAAUGCGCCCUGGGACUCAGAUGCAAUCCCUCCAGUGGCACAGGUUGAAUUCGACCCAGCCUGCACGCCAUUGGUCUUCCGUCUGGACCCGUUCCACCUCUGGCGGAUGGGCACAGGUUGGCAAAGUAGCCCGGCUAUCCCGGAGAGUAUCAUCCCGACUAGUGAACACUCGCUGCAAAGGGAACUCUUGCAAGAACGCUUGAACGAGGGUUGCCUAGAAUCACGGGUCGUUCUCGUGUUGCUCCGGGUUUGGGUGGAAGCUCGAUCGCGCAACAGCUGCGGCUACCUUUUCCGACAGUACUCGCAGCUAGCUCUGGUGCAGCCUUGCAGGAGUGAGCUGCCAUCCUUUGACGUGCUUCAAGCGGCCUGGAUGCCGGAUACAGACAGCGAUGAAGAAAAGCCAACACCAUUUUGGGAGAAGGUCCCGAAGAGGCAAGACAUGUUUUCCACCUUUGACGGCAAGAUCCAGCCGAAAGACGACUUUCCAAUAUUCCAAGAUGAGCUUCUUUCUGAAGCUGAAGUUGCAGUGUAUCCAGAUAAGUCUACGGGCUGCUCCAACUUCGAUUCCUGCAGCAGCCCAGCCACGCCGCAGAGAAAGCACAAAGCAAUCUUGGCAUCGCAAUCGCCCACGAGCUCCCCAAAGAAGGGAGACUUUCCGUUGAGUCCAAUCGUUGGCCCAUCCCUGGCGCAGCCGGCGUGCUUUCCUGACCUGUGCUCUGACAGUGAUGGAGAGCUAUCUGUUUGGAACGAUAAGGAGCUUUGUGAGCAGGAGCUUGAGCAUCGCUUGAUGUCGAUGCUGCAGCAAGAGCAGGAGGAGAGCUGGCUACUGGAGCAAGAGACUGCGGCUACAUUCGAGCUGGCGAGGUCUCUGAAUUCAGGCAGCUUCCAGCGUGAUGCCACGCCGCCGUGCUCACCGAGCAUGUACCGCACGCCACGGCGCCGUCAAACUGCUCCCCAGGCAAGAGCAUCGAGCGACGUCCGGAGUCGAGACGUCUAUUUCCCUGCCGAGGCCGAUCAGAUACCUGAAGGAGGCCUGGCCCUGGAGGAUAUGACGGCCAGCCUCCUGACAACCUUACAGCAGACGGCCGAGAGGCAAGUCAAGAAGUACUUCCAUAAGUAA